This is a messenger RNA of Thalassophryne amazonica, 1261 nucleotides long. RefSeq names its product neurexin-2-like. The record is from RefSeq and is a predicted model, not a curated record. Bases 26 to 1261 code for a protein of 411 amino acids. Lineage: Eukaryota; Metazoa; Chordata; Actinopteri; Batrachoidiformes; Batrachoididae. The transcript has 6 exons.
GCGUAAGAGAAGGGAAACUCUGGGAAUGUUAAGCAUGACAAGGGGUUUAAGAUUCCUGUGUAGGCCUCUGUGGCCUUUGGCCCUUUUCAACCUUCUCACGUCAGUGAAGAUGCUGGAAUUUGGCGGAGCACCAGGGCAAUGGGCACGCUACAGCCGCUGGGAAGCUGGAUCGGUAGGCGAGUUGAGCUUCAGCCUCAAGACCAACAUUAGCAAAGCCUUGGUGCUCUACCUGGAUGAUGGAGGCAACUGUGACUUUUUGGAGUUGCUGAUUGCAGGCGGGCGCCUCCAGCUGCGCUUCGCCAUCCACUGCGCCGAGCCUGCCACUCUGCACAUGGAGACACGGAUUAACGAUGACCAUUGGCACAUGGUCUUGCUCACUCGAAACUUUCGCGAGACCCUUUUAAUGGUGGAUGGGGAGACCAAAGUAGCUGAAGUGAAGUCCAAGAGAAAGGAGAUGGCAGUGGUCAGUGAUCUAUUUGUGGGUGGGAUCCCACCUGAUGUGCGCCUGUCUGCGCUAACGUCCAGCACAGUCAAGUAUGAGCCACCAUUCCAGGGGUUGAUCUCCAAUCUGAAGGUGGGGGAGAUGCCUCCUACUUUGCUAAAUAGCCAGGACAUUCAUAGCGACCUGGAAUACCUCUGUACCAAACAGAACCCAUGCUUCAAUGGAGGGUUUUGCUCUAUUCAGUAUGGAGAGGUUCACUGUGACUGCACCCACACCCGAUUCAAGGGGAAGUACUGCAAGGAAGCUGAAGAGUAUGCUGUUGAAGGUCUGGCGCACCUGACGUUAAGCAGCCAAGGCGACUCAUCUCAACUUGGUAAGGAAGAGUCAGUUGCUACCUUCAAGGGCAACGAGUUUUUCUGCUAUGACCUGUCGCUAACGCCCAUCCAGAGCAGCACCGACGAGAUCACGCUCUCCUUCCGCACGCUGCAACGCAAUGGCCUCAUGCUGCACACCGGCAAGUCGGCGGACUACGUCAACCUUUCUUUGAAGAGUGGCGCCGUUUGGCUGGUCAUCAACCUGGGCUCGGGGGCCUUUGAGGCCCUGGUCGAGCCCGUCAAUGGCAAGUUCAACGACAAUGCCUGGCAUGAUGUGCGCGUCACCCGCAACCUGCGCCAGCACUGCAGGCAUGCGUGUGUGAUAUCUGAGGAGUUUGGGGAGUUGCCGUGGUGCGUGCUUGACAGACAGGCAAGUACACUCAGAGUGACCCCCCAUCCCCCCAUCAUGCAGCACAAAAAUCACACGCCAAUCCCUCCUUCAUAG